Molecule: messenger RNA, 6211 nt
Organism: Pangasianodon hypophthalmus (striped catfish)
Lineage: Eukaryota; Metazoa; Chordata; Actinopteri; Siluriformes; Pangasiidae
Gene: gfra2b
Product: GDNF family receptor alpha 2b
Exons: 10
Coding region: 658-2076 (472 amino acids)
Biological process (GO): nervous system development
Cellular component (GO): signaling receptor complex; external side of plasma membrane
Molecular function (GO): signaling receptor activity
Source: RefSeq, a predicted model, not a curated record
AAAAGAGCAAAACCGAGAGAGAGAGAGAGAGAGAGAGAGAGCACAACAGAACAGAAAUUACACUCGGUAUUAUCCUGCCUGGAAGAACAGUCUUAUAUUGCAGUAUUUAUUGCAUGAAUUCAUCAAACUAAUUUACACACUAAGCUUUUACUUCUUCUUAUUAUUAUUACUACUAUUGUUAUUAUUGUUAUUAUUGUUAUUAUUACUAUUAUUAUUGUGGCUGCUCAGUGAGUACAGAUGCGCAGUGAUGAGGAAAUAGUCUGAAUUAGUCUCAGAAGUUGUGACGUGACGUUCUGGGAAUAAAAUUAAAAAAAAAAUGGCACAAGGAAAAGUUUAACCGGGAAAAGCCGAGCUUUGUGUCCGCAUGGACGGGAAAACAUCCGCGGAUCUUCACGCAAGGAUGCCGUGCUGGACUCGGUGAUCUCCUCCCGCAGACAUCUCCACAACUCUCUCUGCUUCUGCUGCUUCUUCUGCUUCUGCUUCUUCUGCUUCUUUUAAAUCCCAGUCUUUUUCCCCUGGAUGACAAGUGGAGCUACAGGCAUUUGGAUGUGAAAGAAUUCAAUAAAAGGCGAUUAGAGAUGGAAAUGAAUCAUUUCUUUUAAAAAAAAAAAACAAAAAAAAAAAAACGGGAUCACAGCAUCUUCAGCCGGAUUUAUCAUGAUUUUAUUAAAUAUUUUGACACUCCUGUUUUUAGCGGAUGAGGUGGUUGCUUUGGAGAAUGGCGAAUGGACGGCCCCCAUGGACUGUUUACGGGCGAGCGAGAUGUGUAACCAGAACGCGCAGUGCAGCUCACGUUUCCGUAUCAUGCGCCAGUGCCUGGUGGGCCGAGACCGCAGCGCCAUGCUGGAGAAUAAGGAGUGCCAGGUGGCGCUAGAGGUCCUGCAGGACAGCCCGCUGCACCACUGCCACUGCAAGAGGGGCAUGAAGAAGGAGCUGCAGUGCCUGCAGAGCUACUGGACCAUCCACAUGAGCCUCAACGAAGGAGAAGAACUUUACGAGACGUCCCCCUAUGAGCCAAUGCAUUUCUCUGAUGAAUUCCGACUCGCUUCAAUUAUUUCAGCCAUGGACUCGGCCUCGUCUAAGGGCACCGUGUGUCCCGAGUCCGUGAAUUCGUGUAAUCCAUGUCUGGAUGCUGCGAAGGCGUGUAACCUGAAUGCAGUGUGUAAGCGUCAGCGCUCGGCCUACGUCACUGCGUGUAGCCGCUCUGCGCCCAUCGCGCUCUCGCCCGAGCCGUGCAGCCGUAAACGCUGCCACCGGGCGCUGCGCCAGUUCUUUGAGCGCGUGCAGAACGAUCUCAGCUACCCACUGCUCUUCUGCUCGUGCAGGGACAAAGCGUGUGCUGAGCGACGACGCCAGACCAUCGUACCCACCUGCUCUUUUGAGGAAAAGGCGAAACCGAACUGCCUCGAGCUCCGGAGGAUCUGUCGAUCAGAUGCACUCUGCAGAUCCAGAUUGGCAGACUUCCACAUGAACUGCCAGACGACUCCGCACUCGAUAACGAGCUGUCCUAAUGACAACUACCAUGGCUGUCUCGUGUCCUACGUUGGGCUUAUAGGAUCAGAUGUGACCCCAAACUACGUGGAUGCCAACCACGCCAACAUCACCAUAUCACCAUGGUGCAGUUGCCGUGGCAGCGGUAACCAGGAGACAGAGUGUGAAGCUUUUCUGCGUGACUUCAGAGAGAACGCAUGUCUAAGAAACGCAAUCCAGGCGUUUGGUUAUGGAGCGGACGCUGGUUUCCUUCCAUUCACCGACUCUCAUUCUGUCGUCCCAUCUGAAAAACCCAACCUUCAUCCUGCCAUUAUCACUAAACCCGACAUCAUCACCAACGACGUCAAACCAGUCGAGAGUGCGUGUGUUUUCUCCACAUGCGCUAAUCUUAAGGACGGUGCAGAGAAGUGUUCUCCCUCCAGCAGUUUUGAAUGUGCAGAUGAGAACAUUCUAGACUCCGACAUGGACAGCUCCAUCGACUCUCAUCAAUCCGAGAACGACAGACACUCAUCUGCGUAUCUGUCCAGCGUCUCCACGGCAACCAUAGUCCUGUCCAUCGUACUUGUCAUUCAGGAGCACCAUUAAGCUGUCGCAGCCUGUCAGAAUAAAAACACAUCCAUCUGUACGAACAAGUCGUCAUUGCACGAGAAGAGAGCAGAUACAGGAAUCCGGGGGCGUGAGCUGUGAAUCGCUUGUAUUUCUCAAACCAGAUCAUCCUUCACUAAUAUAAUUAGACAAAACUGGAUUGUGUUUGCUAACUGAUGAAAUAAAAAUCAGUGAUUAGUGCUGACUCAGACUUUCGGGCCUGACCGUAUGGUGUAUGAAAAUGUGAAAUGGAAGUAUAUUUAAUACAGCUUUUCGAAGCUAACAUGGAGGCAUGUGCUGAUGUUACAUUUCCAUAUCAACAUAAUUUCUAUCGUCACAAUUCGGGAUGCAUCAGUACUGAGUACGAGUACGCUUUUGGUACUCAUCUUUACCAAAAUGAGUAACGUACUGAGUACUGAGUACUGAGUAUUAACCAAUCAGGGGCAUCGUGGAACAUUUUAUGUAGCUCUAUUUAUGUUGGUGGCUGCAGUCUGUUGCUAGCUCAUGAAGAGUUUUAUUUUUGCAAUGUUAUUGCUUUUAAACAGCAUGUUUAACAAAGAACACGAUGACGGCUGACGUGAGCAACAUCAGCGAGUGUGGUCCUUAACGAUGAUGUGAAUUGCACCUUGACUCGAGAGCAAAGUUUAAACUAGCAAAAGAAAGCGCACGUGUCUCGGUGCUCAGUGCUCGCAGAACUGAACUGCUCUCAUGUGCGAUCAUUUCUCCGGCUUCACAGCUCCACACUCACAAAUAUGUGUGUGUGUGUAAUUCACAACACCUUGUGCUCGUUCUUAAUAACCAUGCUCACUUGUACUCCUCUGAAAGCCCAGGUCAGCCGUCCUCACGCUCUCUAUUAAAGAUACUGUUGAAAGGGCGUAAGAUUUUUUCUCAGGUUACUUGAAUUGUAGGAAGAUGCUGUAGUUCCUCAUCUUGAUUUUGUUUAUUUGACUAUUUGACUGCCAUCAUUAAUCAUGAAAUACAUCACGAAUGCUGUCACUCUGUGUCCUCUGUUCAUUAGUGUGGCAACUACACAGCAAAAUCCACAGUGUUGAAUUAACACCCAGAGUGUUGAAGUAACAGUGUUUAUAUAUGUACAGUUGAACACAAAUGAACUCUAAAAGUGUGAAAUCAACACUCUGUGUAGGAUUUUGCUGUGUAGGCUUACGUCACAUGGCAUCACAUAGUAUUAGAUUUUAGUAUCUGGGCUUUUUUUUUUUUUGAAUAUGAGUAAAUGAGCACAGUAUCAGACUGAUCCCUAAUUUCAUUAUCAGUAUUGCUGCAUCCCUAAUCACACUAUUGUAUUACAAAAUGAUUAAUUGCCAUUAGAGAUGGACAUCCAGCAUGUGAUGCUGCCUUCAUAUUAUACCAGUGUGAACGACGGUUAUUGUAGAAGACAGCUGUCUUAAUGUGCCUGCCAAAUGGGACAGCCUUUAUCUCAGGAUAUUAAGGCUGUCCAAAAAUGGUGCCGGGUGUUUGGGGCUAUUUUACAGGUUUGGUAUAACCAUAACAGUAUUGUGCAUAUUAACUAUAAUAGUAUAUUGUAUAUGAUUAUCAGCACAUGCCAGUCACAUGACACAGGCAGCACUGAACCGCUGGAAUGAACUAUUGAUGAACAAGUUGAACAAAGUUGGCACAUUUUCAGUUCAUAAUAUGUAGGUCAAUGCUUCAGCAGCUGGAGUUUGAACAGAAAUGUAAAAGACGAUGGGCUGAGGUGAGUUAACAUGACUUCUUCAUGAAGGAUUUCUGAACCAACAUCCAUUUGUAGUUCCUAGAUCAACUUUUCAUUUAAGCGAUUAAUUGAUUUUACUGUCAUCAGCAUGCGUCUCUGACUCCUCCCACUCCCGAACAUCUUCAAAAUUCCCAAAUUGGUUAAAAUGGAAAACCAUCAUGUAGCUCUUCAUUGCAAUUCAUUGCAGUUCAUGACUUUAAUACACACUAACACAGCUAAAUUUGAAGAUGCAUCUUUUUACAUCCACACUAAAACAGUGAAAACAUAGUUUUUGACACUGAUGCAAAGUCAUGUGACCUCCGCAAUUCCAAGAUGGCGGAUCCCCCGAUCGAUGCUGUUUUCUAUAUUAAGUAUUCCAAUUUCAUGUUUGAAUACUUUCUGUAGUGUAUAAGCACACUGCUAUCAAUUAUAUUCUUGAUGUCAAACGAAAUGUCUUGAUGUCAAAUAUUUUAUUUUAAUAUAAUAGGUUUUUCACCCUGUGUGCGUACUUAGCAGGCUCUUUUCUAUUGUUUCUGCAUUUCAUUGUGCAUGGAACACUUUCAGGAAACGGACCGAAUUCCCUAGUGUGGCCAAAAAAAUUACCUUUUUCAAAUGUGUUAGUAUCGACUAGGUCAUAGUUAUCCAGUUAAUCCCAAACCCAGAAGCCAGCUUGAGUUCAGCUUGGCAGUGCACUAGCUACUGUAGCUCAGCAAUCUCACUACAAGCACAAAGCCUUCAUACAGCUUUAUUAUUGUCAAUACACAAUAUACUGUGUAUCACUGGAAAAUCACACAUUUUGGAAAGUAAAUUUUUAAAAGUUCAGAUUAUAUUAGCCAUCGAGGCUCAGAUUACUAAUAGUGGUUGUUUGACUAAAUAUCCAACAUUAAGAAUGGCAUAAAACAUGCUGCUAUAGGAAAAUAAUCAACACCAGGGUGGUGUGUUGUAACCCGAUGCAAAUAACAGCAAACCUAUUUUUUUUAAUACCACAGCAAUUUGCCAACAAUUAAGUUUUUUUAUUUAUUUAAAAAAAAUUACAGAUCAUACUUUUGUCUCUUUAUAGUUACAUUUAAUGUUGUUACAAUAGAAAUUCUAGAAACAAAAAAGCUGUUACCUUAGAAGCGAUAAUGUAGAGUGCAUUAAUAUAAACCUGUGAUUUGAAUCACAGCCAGUAUUUCUGUCAGCGCUGCUAACACAUGACUCCUGAAGUGCAUUAUUUUUGUAUAACAGCACAAUCCAGAGUCUAUUAUUCCACUUAUACCACAGCGAUUUGCCAAUGAUUACAAUGUUUCAUUUAUUCGUGUACAAAACAUCACGCAUUUUAACAGUUUAGUUAGACUUAAUGUUAUAGAAUGUCUGAGAGACAAGUUAGUUCCUGUUCUCACUUAUGUUAUAAGUUACAAUAAAAAUAGUUAUUCUCUCACCAGCCUCUCUUUCUCUCUCUCUCAAAAACCGCAGUCAUUUGACCAAGAAACCGUAAAGUGUAAACUCCUCUCAGCCGAAGACUUUCUUGUGCUGAUAAAUUUCACAAAGCACCGUGAGUGCUACAAAGUGCUUAUAACCGAGACUCCUUCCAUAAAUGUUAAAUAAAUGUCUCCUAACAAAAAAUCAUCACCACAUCAAUAGUUAUACGUUUUACUUUGUUAAACUACGCGUCUUUUUAUCCAUUUAUUUUUAGUCUUAGAUUAUUUGCAGCGUCCACCAUACAAGUCCCUGUGUAUGAGCUGUUACUAUAGAAACAAUAAGGUACUAGAACAAGGGUACUAAUAUUAACAUGACGUUCAUGUUACAGUCGGAAGUACCUGUGCUGUUCUACAAAUCAUGCAGUGCUUCUGACUAAUCAGAUUCGAGCAUUCAACAGCACUGUGACAUUCCGAAGACCUUUAGACGCUGAUCUGAGUUUACAAAAGAUUACAAAAGCACAAGUGAUUAACACAUAAAUCCUACACAAUAUGGCUACAUGAACUAAUGAAUUAAAGAGGAGUAGGAGGUGCAUGCUGAUGACAUCACAUAACAGUGUGAUUAAAAGAAAUCCAGGCUCAUGUUUACAAUACAAUGUCACCAAUGCUCUUCUUCAGUUGUUAGUAUGUCAUUCUUCAUUUUUUUUCUUUUCACUUCACCCAAGAGACUUGGAUCAGCGCCCAAGUUGAACAAAGCUUCAUUUACUGAUUGCGUAAAUUGUUCGUGUUUUAUAGUGUGCAAUCUAUCGUGGGGCCUUAAUUUUGUUUUGCUCUCCGGCUUUGUUUUUCUCUCUCUUAUGUCACGGUUUCAGGACGGGGCACGACGGACAUAUUAUUUCUGGAAGAACAAACGUUUUCUUUAAUCUGUGCUGCUUUAAACAUUGAGUCGGGGGGAGGCAGACUCGAGAAUGUGUCUGAAAUAUUUGUCCAAGUCUCAAUAAAAAGAAAAUGUCAUGUUGAUAAAGUGUUA